Apodemus sylvaticus (European woodmouse) is the source of this 1763-nucleotide messenger RNA. RefSeq names its product monoacylglycerol O-acyltransferase 2 (gene Mogat2). Lineage: Eukaryota; Metazoa; Chordata; Mammalia; Rodentia; Muridae. The record is from RefSeq and is a predicted model, not a curated record. Gene Ontology annotation, biological process: triglyceride biosynthetic process; diacylglycerol biosynthetic process. Gene Ontology annotation, cellular component: endoplasmic reticulum membrane. Gene Ontology annotation, molecular function: diacylglycerol O-acyltransferase activity; 2-acylglycerol O-acyltransferase activity. Bases 24 to 1028 code for a protein of 334 amino acids. The transcript has 6 exons.
GGAGCCUCCUGAGCCAGCUCAGCAUGGUGGAGUUCGCCCCCCUGUUGCUUCCAUGGGAGCGCAGGCUCCAGACCUUCGCGGUCCUUCAGUGGGUCUUCUCCUUCCUGGCCUUGGCCCAGCUCUGUGUGGCCAUCUUCGUUGGCCUCCUGUUCACGAGGUUCUGGCUCCUAUCUGUCCUGUAUGCCACCUGGUGGUACCUGGACUGGGAAAAGCCACGGCAGGGAGGCCGGCCCAUCCAAUUCUUCAGACGAAUGACCAUAUGGAAGUACAUGAAGGAUUACUUCCCCGUCUCUUUGGUCAAGACAGCUGAGCUGGACCCUUCCCGGAACUACAUCGCCGGCUUCCACCCCCACGGAGUCCUGGCGGCAGGAGCCUUUCUUAACCUGUGCACUGAGAGCACAGGCUUCACCUCGCUCUUCCCAGGCAUCCACUCCUAUCUGAUGAUGCUGACUGUGUGGUUCCGGGCCCCCUUCUUCCGAGAUUACAUCAUGUGCGGGGGGCUGGUCUCAUCGGAGAAGGUGAGUGCUGAUCACAUUCUGAGCAGGAAGGGCGGCGGGAACUUGCUAGCCAUCAUCGUUGGGGGCGCGCAGGAGGCACUGGACGCCAGGCCUGGAGCCUACAGGCUGCUGCUGAAGAAUCGCAAGGGCUUUGUCAGGCUCGCCCUCACACAUGGGGCAGCUCUUGUGCCAAUCUUCUCCUUUGGGGAGAACAACCUGUUCAACCAAGUUGAGAACACCCCUGGCACCUGGCUGCGCGGGAUCCAGAACCGGCUACAGAAGAUCAUGGGCAUCUCCCUUCCCCUCUUCCACGGCAGAGGUGUCUUCCAGUACAGCUUCGGCUUCAUGCCCUUCCGCCAGCCCAUCACCACCAUAGUGGGGAAGCCCAUUGAGGUGCAGAUGACACCACAGCCCUCAGAGGAGGAAGUGGACCGGCUUCACCAACGCUAUAUCACGGAGCUCUGCAAGCUCUUUGAGGAGCACAAACUCAAGUUCAAUGUCCCCAAGGACCAGCAUCUGGAGUUCUGCUAAGUGACUCCAGCCAGAGGACAGCUGCAACUGAGCGCCUGCAGGAGUGCAGGAUCAGGGGGACAUCACAGUCACCGGGAACUCCUACAAAGCCAGACACCGCUGCCAAGAUGGAAGCGGAGGCAGCUCCUAACCCUGGGAUUUGAACCUGCAGCCAAAGCUCUGAAGCCUCCCUGUCCUUGGCCUGUCGGCACAUCUGUAGAAUGGGGAGAAAAGCAGGCAGAAUUCCUAGGAGACCUAAUUCCUGAGGUCUCUCCCCACAGUUGUAAUGUCAUUUAAACAUGACCAAAGGACAACCAGGGAGAAAGAACAAAACUGUCCUUCAUUUACCCUAGAGGGACAGUGCAAAAGGAGGCAGCACCCCAAGCCUCUCCGACCCCAGGCCUCCCCGAACCUGCUCCCCAGAUGCCUCUUCUUCCCCUCUGAGCUGGAGACGGUAGCCAAGUCUGCCCUGGCACCCACUCUGUUUCUUCCAGGUUCUGGGUCAUCUGAGCUACGACAUGGAUACCAAAGGAGCCCAGCAGGGAGUUAAGGGGGACAGAGGUCACUGACUAUGACCGAGGGUAGGUCUCCCUCCCGUGUCCUGAGCCUCAGUUUCCCCAGCCUUAAUGACCUGGGGGGCCACACUGCCCGCACCACCAGGAAGCCUCUUACUCAUGCAAAACUCCAGCCUCUGUCUUGGCACUAACGGGCAGCACUGUGCAUGUUACUUCAAUAAAUGAAAGGAAUCUGUCUUAA